GAUCGUUGUCUUCGAGUAAGAAGGAUCCUUAUCUCACUUUUGCCAUGACUUGGAUUACUAUAGUACUAUUGAUAUGUGCAAUAUACCACAGCAAAUGUAUUGAACACAACGACCAUAUGAACAAACAUGAUGAAUUCCUGUUUAGUGCUUUUCCUGGCUCCAUUUUGUCCUUUUCCAUAAACGACAAAGACAUCCAGAAACAAACCGCUCAAGUUCAUAAUAAAAUGGAUUGUGUCUUUACGUGCCUUGAGGUUCCUUGGUGUCAAUCAAUGAACUUUCAAACCACAGCCCAGAAUAAUGGACUUCACGUAUGUGAGCUGUUAUCAACCGAUAAAUAUACUCACCCGAAGAACAUGAUACAAAACAACGCAUUUACUCAUUUCAGCAUGAAGAAUCCUUGUGAGCAACAAUCUUGUCAUAAUGGUGGCACCUGUAUCCUUCAGAACAACAGACAGGAAUAUCGCUGUCAAUGUACGAAACGCUUCGGCGGUACAAAUUGCCUAAAUGGUAAUCCUGCAUAUUGUGACUUUGAAAUCGACAGAUGCCUGUGGACAACCGACCCACAAAACACUUACAGGUGGAGACGUAAAAAAGGAUCCACACCCAGCGUAAAAACUGGUCCUUCUGGUGAUAUAACAAAAGAUUUGAGCGAGACAGGUUUUUACGUCUACGCUGAGGCUUCAGGUCCAGCGCCAAGAAAGGCAACAGAGCUUCGAAGUCCGGUAUUUACCGCUAAUUCUGGACGAUGUCUCCAGUUUGCAUACCACAUGUAUGGAUCAACCAUGGGGUCAUUGAAAGUCUAUGUAAUAGAUAUCCACACAGGAACAAAGAAUAUGAUUUUUACGAAGAGCGGUAACCAGGGACAGCAGUGGUAUAGGAAAAGUGUAACUGUUACAAGCCCUAAUGAUUAUAAGGUCGUGUUCGAAGUCAUCAAGGGAAGCGACUAUGCUAGUGACGUAGCCUUGGAUGAUAUGUUACUUGAAGAUGGUGGGUGCACUGCCUAAGGCCCAACGAGUACUACCGCAUGCACAUUCUUGAACGGCUGGCCCUACAACUUUACUUCAUAAACCGUAUUACACGUGAUCUUACUCACAUCAGGGCCCGGUUGUACGAAGCCUGGAUAGCGCUAUCCGAUAAAUAAAUCUUACUCAGUGGAUAAAUUUAUUGCAU
Messenger RNA from Actinia tenebrosa (Australian red waratah sea anemone), 1170 nucleotides. RefSeq names its product MAM domain-containing glycosylphosphatidylinositol anchor protein 1-like. Lineage: Eukaryota; Metazoa; Cnidaria; Anthozoa; Actiniaria; Actiniidae. Gene Ontology annotation, cellular component: membrane. The record is from RefSeq and is a predicted model, not a curated record.